UAAUAAGAGAAGUGCUUGGUUGGGGAGCUUUUCUGAACUAGAAGGGGCAACGCGUACUUCUGCCACCUCUCCAUCUGCGUUUGUCUCUACUGUUUUUCACAAAUCUCAUCAGAGAGCUCCUCUCGCUCCCGCAAAUUGCAAUGCUCUCUCCCUCUUCUCUUCACCGCCAUUAUUCAACCCUACCACCAUCCACACCCUCUCUCUCUUUCUCCCCUCUGCACCACUCUCUCUCUUUCUUCAACCCCCUUACUACCCCUACCUUCUCUCUAAGCCGCCGCACACCACUACGCAUUCGGGCCCUCGACGCCGCCCAGCCCUUUGACUAUGAAUCCAAGCUCGCCUCUGCCCAUUUCCACACCAACCAGCACCUCAAAAUCGCCAUUGUCGGCUUCGGCAACUACGGGCAGUUUCUCGCCAAAACCCUCGUCCGCCAAGGCCACACCAUCCUCGCCCACUCCCGCUCCGACUACUCCCACAUAGCCAAGAACCUCGGUGUCUCCUUCUUCUCCGACCCCCACGACCUCUGCGAACAACACCCGGAAGUCAUUCUCCUCUGUAGCUCCAUCAUCUCCACCGAACGGGUGCUCCGCUCCCUCCCUCUCCAGCGACUCAAGCGUAGUACUUUGUUCGUCGACGUUCUUUCGGUCAAAGAGCUCCCCAGAGAUCUGCUGUUAGACCUUUUGCCCAAUGAUUUCGAUCUGAUUUGCUCGCACCCAAUGUUCGGACCCCAAAGCGCCAGGCGCAGCUGGAGUGGGUGUUUCUUUGUCUACGAAAAAGUCCGAAUUGGCGAAGAAGAAUCGAGGAUCUCGCGGUGCGAGAAGUUCCUCGACGUUUUCGCGCGAGAAGGGUGUAAAAUGGUGGAUAUGUGCUGCGUGGAGCACGACAAGUACGCGGCGGGUUCACAGUUCAUUACCCAUACAGUUGGGAGGGUAUUGGAGAUGUUGAACUUGGAGUCCACGCCGAUUAAUACCAAGGGGUAUGAGACUUUGCUGGAUUUGGUGGAGAACACGGCGGCGGAUAGCUUUGAUUUGUAUUACGGGUUGUUCAUGUACAAUAAGAGCGCGUUGGAGAUGUUGGAGAGGUUGGAUUUGGCUUUCGAGGCGUUAAGGAAUGAGCUCUUCGGCCGCUUGCAUCAUGUGGUGAGGAAACAAUUGUUUGAGAAGGUGCGAAACUCGCAGGAAAGUAGCGCUCGGCCUCGAAAUGGUGCUGCAUUGCCAUCUUCUGCAUUGGCUCUGAGGUCUGAGGAUAGUGCUCAACCGAAUGAGUACAAAGGGCAGAUCUCUGAUCGCUUUGGUGACAGCUCAAAACUAAAAAUUGCAAUAGUUGGAUUUGGCAACUUUGGUCAGUUCCUUGCGAAGACUAUUGUACACCAAGGACACACUGUUUUGGCAUAUUCUAGAUCGGACUACUCUGAUGUUGCAAAAAAAUUAGGAGUUUCUUACUUCUCUGAUGCAGACGAUCUUUGUGAAGAGCACCCUGAAGUUAUUCUUCUUUGUACUUCCAUUCUAUCUACUGAGAAAGUUCUGAAGUCAUUACCAGUUCAGAGACUGAAGAGGAGUACUCUGUUUGUUGAUGUACUUUCUGUGAAAGAAUUUCCUAGAAGUUUGUUUCUUCAAAAUCUGCCACCCGAUUUUGAUGUUCUCUGCACACAUCCUAUGUUUGGACCUGAGAGUGGUAAAAAUGGGUGGAAUGGUCUUCCUUUUGUUUAUGAUAAGGUUAGAGUUGGAAGUGAUGAAUCAAGAGUAUCACGGUGUGACUGGUUUCUUGAUAUUUUUGCACGAGAAGGGUGCCGAAUGGUGGAAAUGAGUUGUGCAGAACAUGAUUGGCAUGCGGCUGGGUCACAGUUCAUUACUCACACGAUGGGAAGGGUUUUAGAAAAGUUGGAGUUGGAGUCAACACCUAUUAACACAAAAGGCUAUGAGACUUUGUUAAAUCUGGUGGAGAAUACUGCAGGGGAUAGCUUUGACCUUUACUAUGGCUUAUUCAUGUACAAUGUAAAUGCAAUGGAGCAGCUAGAGAGGUUAGACCAUUCUUUUGAAUCAUUGAAGAAGCAGCUCUUUGGGCGUUUGCAUGGUGUUCUUCGGAAGCAACUGUUUGAGGAUGCAGAGAAGUUUGAAGUCUCAUGGGAAAAACGCAUGUUGCCAAAACUAUCGGAAGGCAAUGCUGCACUGACAUCUUCUUUGGAGGCUCUUAAUGGCGAAAACAACUAAGUUCCAUGUUUCGUCUCUGUGCUGAAUGGUUGUUGGUGGUGCUUAAGACGAUCCAUACUUGUUUGGAGCUGCAAAAAGGGAUCUUUUCUUUAAUCUUCUAUAUGCUGAAGGCAGUAGCUCAAUGUUGCAGUUAUGAUGAGGAUGCGCAGCAUAGAUCAAUGGAUGCACCAAUAAGAAGUGAUUUGAUUCAAGUUUGAAGCUCUAUAUGGACAAGGGAAGGUAAAAGAGAAUUAGGAUUGGGGCCACUAGAGAUGACAUAGUGAUCUGUAAUUUUAAGGAAGAUAUGAUUAGUUUUUAGGAAGCUGCCAAUAAGCUAUUGGUUUACCAGAGUUUUGGUUAGUUUAGAUUGUUAGAGGAGUUUUGGUUGUUCCUCCAUUUAGGUCCUGACUUUUUGGAAGCUGUUUGAUGUAUCAUUAUUCGAGUAGUUGUUAUGUUGUAAUUUUAAUUUAGGAAAGAGGUAGGAUCUUUUGACAUGUUUCUUUUCUCAUAUUGUUGUGAACACUUACAAAAAUAAUUGUUAUAAUUGUGAACUUUGAAGCGAAUGAAGAAAUUUUUGGUCCUGGUGGGAUGGACUUUUUCUUUGCCAAA
Molecule: messenger RNA, 2798 nt
Organism: Juglans microcarpa x Juglans regia
Lineage: Eukaryota; Viridiplantae; Streptophyta; Magnoliopsida; Fagales; Juglandaceae
Product: arogenate dehydrogenase 1, chloroplastic
Exons: 3
Coding region: 141-2210 (689 amino acids)
Biological process (GO): L-tyrosine biosynthetic process
Molecular function (GO): arogenate dehydrogenase (NADP+) activity; prephenate dehydrogenase (NAD+) activity; prephenate dehydrogenase (NADP+) activity
Source: RefSeq, a predicted model, not a curated record